Molecule: messenger RNA, 1341 nt
Organism: Penicillium brasilianum
Lineage: Eukaryota; Fungi; Ascomycota; Eurotiomycetes; Eurotiales; Aspergillaceae
Source: the annotation of a GenBank genome assembly
AUGACGCCAUCAGAGCUGACUGCGAAAUCUACGAUUUUGAUCAUCGGAGCUGGAACAUGGGGCUGCUCGGCUGCCCUGCAUUUGGCCCGCAGAGGAUAUGAAAACAUUCAGGUCCUCGAUCCGUUUGAUGUGCCGUCACCUAUUGCUGCGGGCAAUGAUGUCAAUAAGAUUAUGGAACAUAAGGAGGUCAAAGACACUCACAAGGAUCCUCAAAGCAUUGCAUUUGCUACCUGCACUCGAGCAGCGUUAAAGGGCUGGAAAACAGACCCCGUUUUCUCCCCCUUCUUCCACGAGACGGGCGUCAUAGUCUCGGGGAGCACGCUCGACAUUAUCCAGCACAUCAAAGAGGGAGAGAUCGACCUUGCGCAAGGCGACUUUGUAACCCUUGAGAAUGCUGAAGAUUUCCGCAAAACGAUGCCACCCGGUGUUCUGACUGGCGAAUUCCCCGGAUGGAAAGGAUGGUUCAGUCCGAAAGACGCGGGAUGGAUACAUGCUCGCAAGGCCAUGAUUUCAGCGUACAACGAGGCGAAACGGCUCGGUGUCAAAUUCACGACAGGUACUCCUCACGGAAAAGUUGUGUCUCUCGCCUAUCACAAUGGAGAUGUGAGCGGUGCCCAAACUGCAGAUGGUACUAUCCACUGCGCAGACUAUACUAUUCUAGCGGCUGGUGCCGGGUCUGAUCAGCUCCUUGACUUCAAGAAGCAGUUGCGGCCCACCGCGUGGACUCUAUGUCACAUUCCUAUGACACCGGAAGAGGCUCAGGGGUAUCGUGACUUGCCGGUGCUUUUCAAUGUCGCAAAGGGUUUCUUUAUGGAGCCUGAUGAAGACAAGCACGAACUCAAGAUAUGUGAUGAACAUCCUGGGUACUGCAAUUUUGUGGAAGAUCCGCAACAUGCAGGAGAAACGAAGAGUGUACCUUUCGCCAAAAACCAGAUUCCGUUGGACGCGGAAGCCCGCGCAAGAAGCUUCUUGCGUGAAACAAUGCCUCAUCUCGCAGACAGGCCUUUCUCGUUCGCUAGAAUCUGCUGGGAUGCUGACACGGUUGAUCGGGCUUUCUUGAUCGAUGGUCACCCCGAAUAUCCUUCUCUGUUGGUGGCUGUGGGAGGCUCCGGCAAUGGAGCAAUGCAGAUGCCAUCGAUUGGUGGCUUUAUCGCUGAUGCUUUGGAAGGAAAUCUACAAGAGGAGUUGAAAAAAGUCGUCCGAUGGCGACCAGAGACAGCCAUUGAACGAAAUUGGAGCUCCACACAGGGUCGCUUCGGUGGUCCUGGAAAGGUUAUGGAUUUUCAGGAUGUCAAGAACAAUGAGUGGACUUGCAUUGGGUUCAAGGAGUCCAGGCUUUGA